UUAGCCACAUGAUGUCGCUGUAUACCACAAAGUCUUGUCAAAAACUAAAGAGGAAAGCUCCAUUUUGUCACAGCCUGAGAGAAGACAAAAACGGCCGGGAGAUAUAUUAUUCUAGAUAUAAAGUAAAGAGAGUAUGACUUUGAAGUGAGUGAGAGGUACCAAAUUUGUAGUGGUUUUGCGAUGCUGUUUCCCAGGCAAGAAGGCAAGGGAACCCUGCGUUUGCUGCUCUGCGUUCUGCUCCUCGCAGCCUGGAAGACUGGAAGUGGUCAGGUCCACUAUUCGGUCCCGGAGGAGGCCAAACACGGCACCUUCGUGGGCCGCAUCGCCCAGGAUUUGGGGCUGGAGCUGACGGAGCUGGUGCCACGCCUGUUCCGGGUGGCGUCCAAAGGCCACGGGGACCUUCUGGAGGUAAAUCUGCAGAAUGGCAUUUUGUUUGUGAAUUCUCGGAUCGACCGGGAAGAGCUGUGCGGGCAGAAUCUGGAGUGUAGCAUCCACCUGGAGGUGAUCGUGGACAAGCCGCUGCAGGUUUUCCAUGUGGUGGUGGAGGUGAAGGACAUUAAUGAUAACCCACCGGUUUUCAGAGCAAGAGAACAAAGGUUUUUUAUUCCUGAAUCUAGACUGGUGGAUUCACGUUUCCCGAUAGAGGGCGCUGCUGAUGAAGACAUUGGUACCAACGCUCUUUUAACUUACACCCUCAGCCCCAGUGAUUAUUUCUCUUUGGAUGUACAGGCAAGUGAUGAACUCAGUAAGUCACUUUCACUUGAAUUGAGGAAGUCUUUGGAUAGAGAAGAAACACCAGAACUUCAUUUAUUAUUGACAGCCACUGAUGGGGGCAAGCCAGAGCUGGAAGGUACAGUUCAGCUGCUGAUCACAGUGCUGGAUGUUAAUGAUAAUGCCCCAUUGUUUGCCCAGGCUGGGUACAGAGUCCAUUUAUUAGAGAGUACAGCAAAUGGAACAUUAGUGACUACAUUAAAUGCCUCUGAUGUCGAUGAAGGUGUAAAUGGCGAAAUUGUUUUUUCCUUUGGCAGUGAUGUUCCUCUAAACAUUCAAAAAAACUUCAAAAUUGAUUCCAGCUCAGGAGAAAUUAGACUAAUUGGUAGACUGGAUUAUGAAGAAACGAAAUCCUAUGAAAUUCAGGUAAAAGCAGUUGAUAAAGGAAAUCCUCCAAUGUCGAAUCACUGCAAAGUUUUAGUGAAAGUGCUGGAUGUAAAUGACAAUGCUCCACAACUGGCAAUCACACCUCUGUCUUUGCCGGUCCGAGAGGACUCUCCACUAGGCACCGUCAUCGCCUUUGUCUCCGUGUCCGACCGUGACUCUGGUGUCUACGGGCAGGUGACCUGCUCUCUGAUGCCUCCUAUCCCAUUCAAGCUGGUGUCCACCUUCAAGAACUACUAUUCACUGGUGCUGGACAGCGCCUUGGAUCGCGAGAGCGUGUCGAACUAUGAUUUAUUACUGACUGCAACUGAUGGAGGAAAACCUGAACUAACAGGUACAGUUCAAUUAUUGAUUAACGUAUUGGAUGCGAAUGAUAAUGCCCCCAAAUUUGAUAAAUCAGUUUAUAAUAUCAGAUUAUUAGAAAAUGCACCAAAUGGGACAUUAGUUAUUAAACUGAACGCCUCGGAUGCAGAUGACGGCAUUAAUAAGGAAAUAGUAUAUCUCUUUAGUGAUCUUGUUCUUGACAAUGUCAAAUCUAAAUUUAAAAUCGAUUCGAAUAGUGGGGAAAUAACAGUUAAGGGAGAACUGGAUUACGAAGACUGUAAUUUAUAUGAAAUUAAUAUUGAUGCUGUAGAUAGAAGUCCAUUCCCAUUAACUGGACACUGCAAAGUAAUAGUAAAACUCCUGGAUGAGAAUGAUAAUACCCCAGAGAUGGCCAUAACCUCCAUAUCUCUGCCAGUACAAGAAAACGCUUCAGUGGGGGCCGUCAUCGCCCUGAUCAGUCUGUCUGACCGCGACUCCGGUCUCAAUGGGCAGGUGACCUGCACCCUGUCGCCCCACGUUCCCUUCAAGCUGGUGUCCACCUUCAAGAACUACUAUUCGCUGGGCGCGCCCAAGACCGACCUCAUGGCCUUCAGUCCUAGUCAUCCACCCUGUCUGGUAGUGGGGGAUAUGAGCGAGCAACAGGAUUUAAAUGAUGAGCAUUGUGCCAAGCUCUUUAAGGUGUAA
Messenger RNA from Enhydra lutris kenyoni (northern sea otter), 2163 nucleotides. Its product is annotated as protocadherin alpha-1-like. The transcript is spliced from 4 exons. Gene Ontology annotation, biological process: homophilic cell-cell adhesion. The coding region runs from base 181 to 2163 and encodes 660 amino acids. Gene Ontology annotation, cellular component: plasma membrane. NCBI's taxonomy places the organism in Eukaryota, Metazoa, Chordata, Mammalia, Carnivora, Mustelidae. The record is from RefSeq and is a predicted model, not a curated record. Gene Ontology annotation, molecular function: calcium ion binding.